AUGUAUCAUAAUGAAAAAGAAUAUCUACGUCAAAUUGCUACAGCUAGCGAAGCAAUUCGACGUAAGCAUCGACUGUUUAAGUUAGGAAAAGAAGAUGCUGAAAAUGUGUCACACCAAACCUUCAAACCUAUAGUUGAACCUCUGCAAAAAAUUAUUACCAUAAAUGACAUUAAAAGUGAAAAUGCCAAGACAGAAAAGAAAGAGGAGAAAGACGAUGAUAGUUUGAAUUAUAUGAGUGCUGAUGAAAGUGAAACAAUAAUUCCAGACCUUGAGUAUGACAAAGUACUAAGUAAAUAUAUUUAUUUGGUGAAUCAUAACAGAAAGCAAUGUUUAGAUUUAGUUUAUGGAGUGCGUAAAGUUAGAGACGGAUUACUUGUUAUUGGUGACACGCCAAUAAUUUUUAAAGAUCACUUUAUGAAUGUUGGCGAUAAACGUUUUAAUAUUACCUCUGGAUUACUAGAACUUUUAUUUAAAAAUAAACCAGAGCAAUCAUACAUUAGUGAAGAUGAUAUGAAUAAUUAUAAACAAAUUCUCAUCACCUCAAAUGCACACAGAAAGAACUAUAGUUCCUCUGAACCUAUUCACAUGAGUAAAAGUUUUAAAUACAGUAAUAUUAUUUCAAGACUUUUUUCUCACAAUGAAACUCUAAACACUGGCAGUUCACUUCCUAAAUUUAUGAUUACAAAAAGAAAUUUUAAACCAGACUACAUCUAUUGGGAUGACCCGAAUGAAUUAGUUGAUCGCUUGAGACUACUUACAGCCUCUCGAACAGCUGGUAAUACAGGUCAUGACAAUGAAAUUAUGUCCAUUAUUGAAGAGUUACGUGAAGCUGAAAUUAUAUAUUAA
Molecule: messenger RNA, 846 nt
Organism: Leptopilina boulardi
Lineage: Eukaryota; Metazoa; Arthropoda; Insecta; Hymenoptera; Figitidae
Exons: 1
Coding region: 1-846 (281 amino acids)
Source: RefSeq, a predicted model, not a curated record